AUGGUCAACAUCGGUCUCUCCCUCCUCGCCCUCGCGGGCACCUCGAUCGCCGCCCCGGCUGGCAGGCGAUCCGAGAUGGGCCUGAUUGCCCGCUCAUACCCUGACAUGGAAGCCAUCCAAACGCUGCGCGACAUGGGCAAGAGGAGCAUGCCCGAUAUCCAGUACGCCAAGCGAGACUACCCUGACAUGGAGGCCAUCCACGCCCUGCGCGAUAUGGGCAAGCGGAGUCUACCCGACAUCCAGAUCCCCGAGGCCCAGCCCGCCAAGCGCAGCUUCCCCGACGUGGAGGCCAUCAACAACCUGCGCGCCAUGGGGAAGCGCUCGCACCCCAAGCGAUCGUUCCCCGACACCGAGGCCAUCAACAACCUCCGCGCCAUGGGCAAGCGCAGUCUCCCCAAGAGGAACUACCCCGACACCAAGGGCAUCGAAAAGCUCCGCGCCAUGGGUAUGCGAAGCGCGCCCCAGGUGACUCGCGCCAAGCGCUCGUUCCCCGACGUGGACGCCAUCAAGCAGCUCCGCGCCAAGGGCAAGCGUGCCCUGCCCAGUGGGAACUAUCCCGAUACCAAGGGCAUCAACAAAUUGCGCGCCAUGGGCAUGCGAAGCGCGCCCCAGGUGGCACGCACCAAGCGCUCGUACCCCGACACCGAGGCUAUCAACAACCUGCGCGCCAUAGGCAAGCGUGGCCUCCCCAAGAGGACCUACCCUGAUACUGAGGCCAUCAACAAGCUCCGUGCUAUGGGCAAGCGUACCCUGCCCUGA
Emericellopsis atlantica is the source of this 759-nucleotide messenger RNA. RefSeq lists its product as uncharacterized. The transcript has a single exon. The record is from RefSeq and is a predicted model, not a curated record. Bases 1 to 759 code for a protein of 252 amino acids. NCBI's taxonomy places the organism in Eukaryota, Fungi, Ascomycota, Sordariomycetes, Hypocreales, Bionectriaceae.